This is a messenger RNA of Andrographis paniculata, 1835 nucleotides long. RefSeq lists its product as uncharacterized. Bases 166 to 1503 code for a protein of 445 amino acids. NCBI's taxonomy places the organism in Eukaryota, Viridiplantae, Streptophyta, Magnoliopsida, Lamiales, Acanthaceae. The record is from RefSeq and is a predicted model, not a curated record. The transcript is spliced from 14 exons.
AGUGAAUUGCGCAGGGGAGGAUAUCUAUAAACCUAUGUUCGACACCUCUCGUGCGUAACGUGGGCUUCGGAACUGUGCACGAUUCACUGCGGAGGUAAUUAUCUUGGGGAGAAUUGACAUCGGAAACCAGUAGAUUGCUGCGCCGGAGCCUCCGAUAGUGGCUUUAUGGCGGCGUGGAAGCUCCUUGUGUUCGUGGUGUUUCUUUCGCUAACUCUUACCAACAUCAGAGUCGAGGCUGAUGCCUCAAUCUCGGAUGACGAUGGUGAAGUCAAGGUUUCAAGAUCGGGGGAUCUCGAUGGGUCUGUGAUAGAGAAGCUCAAUUCCAAGAUCGUUGCUCUUGAAUCCCUUGUUGAUCAGAAAACCAAAGAAGCAAAAGGUAAAGAUGAGGUUAUUGUUGCUAAGGAGAAGAUAAUUGCAGAAAGAUUAGAAAACAUUGCAUCUUUGGAGAGUGAAAUUGCAGCACUACAAAAAAAAGGCAAAAAGGAUGCUGCUGAACAAGUAGGGAAGGCACAUGCAAGAGCUAGUGAAUUGGAACUGCUAGUGGAAAAACUUAGAGAAGAAGCUAACCUUAAAUACAAGGAAAAAGAACAAUUGGAAGUUCGGGUGGCUGAAGCUGAAAAGAAGUCAUCAGAUGUGGAUUCUAAACUCGAGAGUCUUCAAAAGAUUAUUGAUGACCAAAAAGCUAAGUUGCGAAAAACUGAACGAGCUCUUCACAUUGCUGAGGAAGAAAUGAUGAAAGCAAAGUUGGAAGCAACAUCCAAAGUUAAAGAGUUGACAGAGGUUCAUGGUGCUUGGCUUCCACCUUGGCUGGCUGUACAUUAUAAUAAAUAUCGGUCACUGUUAGAUGAAAAUUGGCAAGCUCAUGGAAAACCUGCUCUGGAAACAUUGAAACAUAAGGCUAUUGAAAAGAAGGCCCAAGCGGAAGAGUGGGCUGCACCGCAUAUGGAAACAGUUAAAACUAAAUGGGUACCUGCCAUUAAGGAACAGUGGGUAGUGAUAGCCACAAAUGUUGAACCUCAUGUGCAAACACUGACUACGAAAACUGUUGAGUUUUAUGAAGUGUCCAAGGAUGCUAUAAAACCACACAUCAUUAAAGUGCGCAAAGUAGCUGAUCCAUAUAUUCAGGAAUUGAGGAAACAAAGCAGGCCAUAUAUAGACCAGGUUGCUGCUGCUGCAAGACCCCAUGUUGAUAAAAUACGCACUACCUUGAAGCCCUACACCCAGCAGGUGGUCCAUGUUUCUGGAAAAUUUCUCGAGUCGGCAACAGUAUAUCAUAACCAGGUUCAAGACAAAGUUCAUGAGAAACUGAAGAGUCAUGAGCUUACAAAGCCUCUUGCCACAAAAGAGCUGGUUUGGUUUUCAGCCUCUGCCAUACUGGCUUUGCCUAUCAUUUUCCUGUUGAAAAUGUGUUCAGCCGCUUUUGGUAAGAAAGCCAAAAAGCCCAGUCGAAGUGGCAAUGCAACCCAUUCUCGCCGGAAAAAGAGGGUACAUCCAGACAAGUAAAUCCGACAAAAGUUCCACCCUCAUUUUGGGACAAGGUUACUGUUGUUUCGAUUCCUGUGUGCUCGGAGCUUUUGGAGUUUUUGCUAGUUAAAGUACAGUAUCCAUCCCUAUGUUUCUUUGCACUUCUAUAUCAUAUAUAGAACGUAGAAUGGGGGAUAGAUAGUUGUAAUUUUUCAGGAUGUUCUAGUGAAAGUAUUCUAUGUUGUCUGUGUAAUCUUUUGUAUCAUCAACUCUGUUUUACAGCCUGAACCUUACAAGCCCACGAUUCAAACUCUAAGUUGAUUCAGUUAUGGAUGAAACCGGACAUAUAGUUUUAUUUUAUUUUAUUUUUU